AUGCCAAAACAGCUCUUUUUGAUAACUCCAGCUAUCCUUUAUAAGACGCUCCUCAACCGGUACAUAAUGCUGAUCAUCCUGUCCGGCCUUCUAGCAGCAUCAAUGGCGGUAACGCCUACCGAAUUCAAAGAUGGUGAUAUUAGACUCGUGGAUGGGCUGGAAGAAAAUUCCGGUACAGUUCUCAUCUACCGGGGCUACGCCUGGGGCCUGGUCUGUGAUGAUAGUUGGAGCCUAAAGGAGGCUGGCGUCGUCUGCCGCCAGUUGGGUCUCGGUCAAGCCCUACAAGCUACACGAAAGAACCAAUAUUCUCGUCUAGGCUCAACCUCUGCUUCGAACUCGCCUGAGUCUCACCAGCAACCCCAAGGGGAAUUAAAUCCAGAUGGCGAUAGUUCAGCAUAUAAUUUCCACAUAAAACUCCUGCACCAUACAGUCAAGAAGGGCAACUUGGCUACAGAGAAUAGACGAAUUUAA
Protopolystoma xenopodis is the source of this 471-nucleotide messenger RNA. Lineage: Eukaryota; Metazoa; Platyhelminthes; Monogenea; Polystomatidea; Polystomatidae. The record is from the annotation of a GenBank genome assembly.